GGUCGCGCAGCCUCAACCAUGAUCCCCGCACGCUUUCGAAAGGUUCCUCUUCUUGUUUCUCCCUUACUUGCUCUUCUACUUUUUUAUUAUCUCUUCUCGCCUAACAUAAAUGUACACCUCCCAGGGAAGGGGCAAGUUCACACACACAGCAGAACAACAAUCAUAUCUGGAUCGAAUAAUACGAAUCCACCCGAGUGUCCCGAAUUGCCCGGAAUCAACGACGUCCUAGUGGUCCUGAAAACCGGAGCCACAGAAGCAUUGCAGAAGGUGCCAGUACACUUCAACACCACGCUAAAAUGCAUCCCACAUUUCGUGCUCUUCUCCGACUUUGAGGAAGAAAUCGCCGGGGUCCAGGCGCAUGACGUCCUGCGCAGCGUCGACGAGAGUAUUAAAGACACCAGCUUAGAGUUCGACCUUUACAACCGCCUACGUAAAUUCGGACGCGCAGGGCUGACAUCGGACGAUAUCGGCGACGACCCAAGCACUCCGAGCGGCAAGCCAGAAAACCGGGGAUGGAAGUUGGACAAGUGGAAAUUUCUUCCCAUGAUAAAUGAGACCCUCAGGGUUCGAGCUGAUGCAAAAUGGUACGUGUUCAUGGAGGCUGACACGUAUGUGGUAUGGCCCAAUCUCCUGAAAUGGCUGGAGAAAUUCGACCCCAGCAAGCCGUACUAUAUGGGAUCGCAGGUCAACAUUGGGGACCUCACAUUCGCUCAUGGAGGCUCCGGGUAUGUUAUAUCCCAGGCGGCUAUGCAUAUGGUCUCCGAUCACCGAGCCUCGCGAGUCGAAGAAUAUGAUAGGUAUACCGCCGAAAGCUGGGCAGGCGACUGCGUGCUUGGGAAGGCACUACACGAUGUCGGCGUUAGCCUUUUCUUCUCGGUUCCAUUGUUACAAGGAGACACACCAUGGACCUUCCGGUAUUAUGGUCCAAAGGAAGACCACCAUUGGUGUUCCCCGGCGGUCACGUAUCAUCAUAUGGUUCCUGAUGAUAUCCGAGAAAUGUGGAGAUUCGAGAGCUCCUGGUGGGCAUAUGUAAGCACACACCCUGGUCCGGAUAUAUGCGGGGAUAUGCGUUUUGACAGAAUCUAUCAGACAGAAAAGGAGGUCCUUCUACAUGCGGAUGUGUUCGAAGAAUUAGCCCAUCCAGCCUUCGGAGAACUGAAGGAUAAUUGGGACAACGCUUCCACCGAUGAGAAUAAUGACGGGGUUGACAAUCUUGAAGACUGCAAAGCGCGAUGUAGGAAGGAUGGGAAAUGCCAUCAGUACUCCUAUGAACCGGGAAAGUGCUUUACGUCCAAGGUGGCUAGACGGGGAACUGGCAAGCCUGGUACUGGUAUAACCUCAGGUUGGAUGCCGGAACGAAUCAACAAAAAGGUGCGAAAGCUCGGUACAUGUAAAAAACCACGGUGGAUCACUCCAUGAUACUCCACAUCAACCUUGUACUCUCAGCCCUAAGCCUCUCUUCUGUGUACUUGUUAUAUGAUGAUAUGGAAGGGGGAUAGUCUACGCCAGCCAGCCACCCUGCAUACUGUACAUAAUCAUGAUAAAGAAUUAGAUUCUUCGCAAGCCCUUCCGAUGACAACCAAUAAAGAGAAGGCCAAGAGCAGGUUUUGACAGCUGCUGAGGAGCC
Messenger RNA from Aspergillus alliaceus, 1627 nucleotides. RefSeq lists its product as uncharacterized. Gene Ontology annotation, molecular function: glycosyltransferase activity. Bases 19 to 1419 code for a protein of 466 amino acids. The record is from RefSeq and is a predicted model, not a curated record. Gene Ontology annotation, cellular component: membrane. The transcript has a single exon. NCBI's taxonomy places the organism in Eukaryota, Fungi, Ascomycota, Eurotiomycetes, Eurotiales, Aspergillaceae.